GUUUUGGUAUUACUUCCGGGGUUGACGUCUCAGAUGAACGAUGAAGCGUGCGAGCUAACCUAGCAGUUUAAAUACUCAAGUACGAAUGUUUCUAUCGCGCUGUGUUUGUUAGAGACAAACGCCGCAAUGGCUUAAGGAAGCGGUGACUUUGGCGUGGUGGAAUAUAUCGUUAGAGACAGAAGAUGAUAGAACCAGAGGUACUGACCGAGGUCCCCGCGGCGCUGAAGCGGCUGGCCAAGCAGGUCGUAAGGGGCUUCUUCGGAGUGGAACAUGCGUUGGCCCUGGACGUGCUCAUUCGCAACCCGUGUGUGCGUGAGGAGGACAUGCUGGAGCUGCUCAAGUUCGAUCGUAAACAACUGCGCUCAGUGCUCAACACCCUCAAGGCAGACAAGUUUGUGAAGUGUCGCAUGCGAGUGGAAACGGCGCCCGAUGGCAAGACAACGCGCCACAACUACUACUUCAUCAACUACAGGGUGUUGGUCAACGUGGUGAAGUAUAAAUUGGAUCAUAUGCGAAGGCGCAUUGAGACGGAUGAGCGAGACUCCACCAACCGCGCUUCCUUCCGGUGCCCAUGCUGCUUCUCCACCUUCACAGAUCUAGAGGCCAAUCAGCUGUUUGACCCAAUGACCGGUACAUUUCGCUGCACCUUCUGCCAGACAGAGGUGGAGGAGGACGCGUCCGUCUGUUCCGACGGCAGGACGCUAGUGGCACGCUUCAACGAGCAGAUCGAGCCCAUCUACGCGCUGCUACGUGAGACCGAAGAUGUUAACUUGUCUCAGGAUCUGCUGGAGCCCGAGCCGGCUGAGAUUCCUGCCCUCAAACAGAGCCGCGAUCGCGCCGCCGCAGCAGCCGGACUGAACCUAAGCGGACCGCACCGCGAGGCCUGGUCAACCAAAGGCUCGUCUUACGCUGACAUGUACACCCAGAAUGUGGUCAUCAGCAUGGAGGAGCAGGAGGAGCAGCAGAGGCAGGCCAUGGAAGGCAAGGCCCCGAAGGAGAGGCCGGUCUGGUUGACCGAGAGCACCGUGCAGGGUGCUUACAGCGAGCCCGACGUCAUCAAGAGCAGUGGAGACGUCGCUCCUGUGGCCCAGGAUGUAACUGCAGGUCAUGGAAUUGGUCAUGCAGAUGAGAACGAGGAGGUGAUGCGCGCCCUGCUCAUCCACGAGAAGAGAGGCGUGGCGGGACCGGGCGGAGGCGGAGCAAGCACCGCAGCCAGGAAGCUCACCUCCUCCAAAGCCAACGCCAGCGACUCCGAGAGCGACACCAGCGAAUCGGACGACGACUCUCCCUCGGUUCCGCCCGCCGCGGCGGCCCAGCAACGGGUUGCCGCGGAGGAGGAAGAGGACGAUGAUGAGUUUGAGGAGGUGGGGGAUGAGCCGAUGGUGAUGGUGGGAGGCCGGCAGUUCUCCUACCGAGAGGUCAGCCAGAGGCCGGAGCUAGUGGCGCAAAUGUCUGCCCAGGAGAAGGAGGCCUACAUUGAAUUGGGACAAAACCUCUUCCAGGACAUGUACUUCUGAGCACACACCCUCAUAGAAACACAUACAUUUACACACUCAUCAGCAAUUUGAUGCCUGUGCUCCGAGUUCCACAAAGUACACUUCUGCUGUCUCACACUUCUGCUGUCUCACACGAUCAGUUAUGACGUCUGAGAAAAGGUUUGCGGACACGACGUCUCAAGAAAAAAACAAAAAAAACAAGAUGCUGCUCAAUAAGUAUUUCCAGUCAGCUUCAUGCUCUUUUGAUUAUAAGGACAUGCCUUGACGGUGUUGCCUAGGUGAUCGCGCCUGUAGUAUUCUUUCCUCAGUAUUUUUUAUUCUCAGUCAUCAGCCCCGAAGGAAACUAGCCAGCAGUUUUUGCCGGUUUAGAGUGCCAAUUCUUUUUUUUUUUUUUUGUUAAUCUGAAAUGAAAAAUAAAAACAGACGAACGCA
Gasterosteus aculeatus aculeatus (three-spined stickleback) is the source of this 1928-nucleotide messenger RNA. It is a transcript of the gene gtf2e1, whose product is annotated as general transcription factor IIE, polypeptide 1, alpha. Gene Ontology annotation, biological process: transcription initiation at RNA polymerase II promoter. The record is from RefSeq and is a predicted model, not a curated record. NCBI's taxonomy places the organism in Eukaryota, Metazoa, Chordata, Actinopteri, Perciformes, Gasterosteidae. Gene Ontology annotation, cellular component: transcription factor TFIIE complex.